GAAAGUUUCUUCUUGUGUUCUUCUCCAGUCUUUCCUCCCAAAAUUUUCUAUUUCCAACAAAAAAUAGGAGAUUGAAGUCUUAUUUUUUAAGUGAAUGCUAAUAUGGUAGCAUUCGACGAAGAGGUCACAUGUACUACAACCAAGGAACCUUUGUUAAAACACCAUCUAGCAGAAGCGGCAACUUUUUUAGGAAAGAAAAAAAAUUGAAUUACAAUUCAUGGGCUGGGAGGGAGCCACCACCACCAGGAUUUGUUAAAAUAAAUGUGGAUGGUUCAGCAAAAGGAUCACCGGAUGCAUCUGCGUUAGGUGGGUGUUGUCGGGAUGUUUCAGGCCAAUGGAUUUUUGGGUUUACACAGCAGCUGGGUGUGGGGCACGCCAUUUGGGCUGAGCUAUUUGCCAUAUGGAAAGCAAAGGAGCUAGCAUGGAGUAGAGGAUAUCGACGAGUUAUUAUAGAGAUUCAUUCGCUGCUAGCAUUGCAAAAGAUAAUGAAUGACUCCACUGAGCCAAAUGCUUUAUCUCACUUGAUUAAUCGUUGUAAAGCCUACUUGCAAAAAGGGAUUGGACCUGCUAGGUGAUACAUAUUAUGCGUGAUAGGAAUUUUUGUGCUAAUACUAUCGCAUCUGAAUUCUGUCAUUUAAGCAAAGGAUUCCACUUCUUCGAGGAGCCACCGGACUCAGUUCGAGACCACCUAAUGGAAGACAAGAUAGGUGUUUGUAGGUCAUGCGGCAUUAGAUAUUCCUCUAGUACUCUAUGCUACUGUUUAACGUACGAAGAAAAAGUUAAUAUUAAGUUUAUUAUUGUUAUGUAAAUAAAUUUAAUUAUAUUAU
Messenger RNA from Rubroshorea leprosula, 827 nucleotides. The record is from the annotation of a GenBank genome assembly. NCBI's taxonomy places the organism in Eukaryota, Viridiplantae, Streptophyta, Magnoliopsida, Malvales, Dipterocarpaceae.